Messenger RNA from Magnolia sinica, 516 nucleotides. Its product is annotated as mannose-specific lectin-like. The record is from RefSeq and is a predicted model, not a curated record. Lineage: Eukaryota; Viridiplantae; Streptophyta; Magnoliopsida; Magnoliales; Magnoliaceae. The coding region runs from base 1 to 516 and encodes 171 amino acids. The transcript has a single exon.
AUGGCUACUAUCCGCUCCACUACUCUUCUCAACCUCCUCUUAAUCUCAUCUUUCUUUCUCAUACUCCUCCUCGGCCCUGCCUGCAAGGCUGACAACAUCUUGUAUCCCGGUAGAACUCUCGUUACUAACACCUAUCUGGAAUAUGGGAGCUAUAAAUUUAUAAUGCAACAAGAUUGCAAUCUGGUCUUAUAUGAUAAGGGAAUCCCCUAUUGGCAUUCCAACACCGCGGGCAGGGGAAUCAAUUUUUGCCAUUGCACCAUGCAAACUGAUGGGAAUCUUGUGAUAUUUGCUCCUAACGGUCGUGCUAUUUGGACUAGUAAGACUGCCAAAGGUCAAGGCUCCUAUGUUCUCAUCCUUCAAAGUGAUCGAAAUGUGGUGAUCUAUGGUGGGGCUAUUUGGGCCACUGAGACUAAUGGAACUGGGAGUGGUGCAAUUCCAGUGGUCAGUUGGGUCAGCUCUGAGGACACUAAUCAUACCGCUGUGGUUGAUGGAUCUGGUACCAAUAUAGAUAUGUGA